AUGGUGGCCAGGGUAAUCAGUUUCAGACUCCUAGAGCCCCAGCAUCAGGUAGAGGGGGAGGAUCUUAUGGGGGUAAUCGUGCUUGGUUUGGACAUGGCGGUCAGACGGCCGGUAGAGGCGACAACCAGCCUAAUAGAGGCGGGUUCCAGACUGGUAGAGGUGGACAUCAUCUCAGCAGGGGCGGAGCCCCAGACAGGACAGGUUGAUCGCAAUAGUUCGCAGGCUGCUGGCGGACAGGUUCAUUGUUAUGCCUUUCCUGGCAGGACAGAGGCUGAGGGCUCAGAUGCAGUUAUUAUAGGUCUUGAUAUGAAGAGUAAGGAAGAUCAUGAAAAACACUUGAGAGUUGUUCUUGGGUUGCUGAGAGACAGGCAGUUGUAUGCCAAGUUCUCUAAGUGUGAAUUUUGGCUUGCGUCUGUGUCCUUCUUGGGACAUGUGGUUUCGAAAGAAGGGAUUAUGGUGGAUCCGAAGAAAUUUGAGGCAGUGAGAGAUUGGUCCAGACCCACUUUCCUGACGGAGAUCCGCAGUUUCGUGGGUUUGGCUAGUUACUAUCAUCGGUUCGUGAAAGGGUUUGCUUCUAUUGCUUCAUAUUUGACCCAUUUGACUCAGAAAGAGCAAAAGAAGGUGAUUGCUUAUGCUUCCAGACAGCUGUAG
Lycium ferocissimum is the source of this 651-nucleotide messenger RNA. RefSeq lists its product as uncharacterized. The record is from RefSeq and is a predicted model, not a curated record. The transcript has 4 exons. NCBI's taxonomy places the organism in Eukaryota, Viridiplantae, Streptophyta, Magnoliopsida, Solanales, Solanaceae. Bases 1 to 651 code for a protein of 216 amino acids.